This is a messenger RNA of Nylanderia fulva, 736 nucleotides long. The record is from RefSeq and is a predicted model, not a curated record. NCBI's taxonomy places the organism in Eukaryota, Metazoa, Arthropoda, Insecta, Hymenoptera, Formicidae.
GGAAAUAAUGCAGUCUCUAAAAAUCAUUAUGGAUCAACUACGUCGAAUGGAAGAACGACAAAUUUCUAUAGAAAAUAAAACCGAUGAAAAUGCAAAAACUAUAAAAAGAUUAUUAAAAGAAUCUACAAUGAAGAGACCAACAAAGCCACAGGAGGUCUCAUUUAAAACUGUGGAUGAUUUCUUGGCCUUCGAAGAAGUUGAUGAAGAAAUUUAUAAUGAUUUGGUGGGAUACUUCAUUUAUCUUGGACGAGCCAAUCCAAUAGAUUGCGCCGCGGAAUAUUUUCGCAGCGUAUUUCCAGAAGACGAGGAGGUUUCAUCACACCUCACUCUAAAUGGAAAAAGUGGACAACGAGGGGGCUGUAAAUUGCGGGACAGUCGCUUCGCUCAGGCAUGUCAAGAUGCCAUGAACUCAAACAAAUAUUUUAUUAAUCCCAACAACGUCGAAUUUUAUGACGCCCUGGAAAAGGCUUUAAAAAGUCUUAAAACCAGAAAAUGGCGUUACAAUAAGAAACGACGCCAAGAAAAUGAGGAGGACGUCCCACCAAAUCGACGCCGCCGAAUAGACAACGAAGAUGAGAAAACUACAGAAUUUGAAGAUAUCGUGGAGACUGAGCAGGAGAUCGAUGAUGACGAAAACUUAGAGAACGAUUCACUUGGUGGCAACGAUGAACUAACAGAGACUCAACACACGGAGGAAACUGAGGAGAUUGAAGAUACGGAGGACGCUCUCUGGUAA